GGAGCUGGAUCAGACAGUGUGUCCCAAGAUCUGGGAAGUGGGUACAGAAGACACUGCUUACGCUGGAAUCUGGAGCAACAAACAAUCUGCUGGAGUAACUCAGCAGGUCGAGCAUCAUUUGUGGGGGGGAAAGGACUUGUCGAUGUUUCAGGACUGGGUUUUGACCCGAAUCAUUGACAGUUCCUUCUCCCCUCACAGGUGCUGUUCCAUCUGCUGAGUUCAUCCAGCAGAUUGUCUGUUGCUCUGGGAAGUGGGUGUUGGUGGUUGGUCGGAUCUAGAGGGGCUAGUGAAAGGGUUAAAUGCCAGAGGAGUUGGGAAUGGAGGAAGUAGUGAAGUUCAUAGAGGCCAUUUACUGUGAACAGCCAUUGGACUAGUGGCUGCAAAAUCUGUCAGCCCAGAAUCUUGCUGUAACAAGCACAUCAAAUUCACAUCUGGACGUGUUAGUGCCUGAGUAGUUGUACUGAGGAUACGCAUGUCUGACAAUGGAGUUUCCAGACCUGGGGAAACACUGUUCUGAAAAUUCCUGCAAACGGCUGGAUUUUCUUCCUAUGAAGUGUGAUGCAUGCGCACAGAUCUUCUGCAAGGACCACAUCAGCUAUGCACAGCAUAAGUGCACCUCCUCUUAUAAAAAGGACAUACAGGUACCCGUGUGUCCUCUGUGUAACACCCCAGUUCCUGUCAGAAGGGGAGAAAUGCCAGACAUCCGUGUUGGUGAACACAUAGACAGAGAAUGUAAAUCUGAUCCUGCCCAGAAAAAACGCAAGAUUUUUACGAACAAGUGCUCGAAGUCAGGGUGCAAACAGAAAGAGAUGAUCAAAGUGACAUGUGACCAGUGUCACUUAAAUUUCUGCUUAAAGCACAGGCACCCCUUGGAUCAUGCAUGUGAGGCUGAUGGAAAGCCUCUCUCCAAAGCAGGUAAUGCUGCCAUUAAGAGAGCUCAGGGAACACCAAAACCCAGUGUAGUGCCAUCUACAAGCAAAGGCGCAGCUAGCAGUCGACCAAAUGGACUGAAUACAUCAGCACCCCCACAUUAUAACAGUGACCCUCCAAGAAACAUCCCUACAUCUGCAUCUCUGCAAGCAGGAUUGACUGAAGAGCAAGCCCUGCAGAGAGCUUUGGAGAGGUCACUAGCUGAAUCUUCCAGAAAUGCAGCUCCCAGUCACCAAGAGCAGGAAGACUUGGCCUUGGCUCAGGCUAUUGCUGCCAGUGAGGAAGAAUUUCGUCGUCAACAGCAGCAGACGCAGCAACGAGGUUCCAGGUCCUUGCCCUGUAAACUUUCCUGACCUUGACAUUCUGACUCUGCAGCAUUACCUUACCGUCAAUACUUCAAUAUGUGUCAUUGGAGCUUGGGGCUCUCAAACAAAAAUGGGGGCUUUUGGUUUAGUGAAAUAAAUGCCCUCUGUCAGUGAAUGCUACAAUAACCAUGAUUGAUUGAUUCUAUUGAUAAAUCUAUUUCCUAUGAGUUUUUCCAUUGAAUUCCUAUAUAAAUUUAUAUGUAACUGAAUAAUAAAGAGAACAUUAUGUAUAGCAGCAAAGUGCACAUUACAGCUAUAAUAUUUAAUCAUAUGUAUUGUAUUGAUUUCUAAAGAAUAAAGUAUUUUAAAAUAGGUGCAUUAAGCAUUUCAAGUGGUCAGUAGAACAUUGUGUAUCUGCCCAAGACUGAUUUCACACCCUGUACCUUUAACUUGGCAUAGUGCUGCAUUCAGGAUGAUUUGCAUUUGCAGUUUUUCCUGACAGCACUAUUGAAUAUUUCAGAUUAAAAGUAAUACAUUGUGCAUGAAAGAAAUGGCUUUAAAAAAAGUCCCUAGAUUGAUUUAACCAAUUAAUAUUAUCAGUAAAAUUGCAUAUGAAACCUAUUCAAAUUGGGUUAUCGGCAUAUCCACACUUGCAAUCUCCACUCUUGACAGAAGUGAAAUUGUUUGGAUUUUUAUGAAUGUUAAAUUGAAAUUGUUUAACUCUAUUAUCAAAGGCAAUGAUUUUUUUGACUGCAUUUAUUUAAGUAGUCAUUUCUGUAUAUGUAGCAGGAAAGUGUUUCCUCAUACUCUGGAUAUUUAAACUUGGGCUGCAGUAAUCUUCCCAUUCUGGACUAUUUACAAGUGCCAAACACUGGUGAGCUGAAUUUCUUUCUGCUUGCCAGGUAUGUUUAUCAAUGUGUUAUGUAAUUAACUGGAACAAAACCCAAACUUGAUGACUAGUCAAGACCAUAUUGACUAAAUUUGGUUGACUGGUU
Molecule: messenger RNA, 2230 nt
Organism: Pristis pectinata (smalltooth sawfish)
Lineage: Eukaryota; Metazoa; Chordata; Chondrichthyes; Rhinopristiformes; Pristidae
Gene: zfand2a
Product: zinc finger, AN1-type domain 2A
Exons: 10
Coding region: 483-1283 (266 amino acids)
Biological process (GO): protein targeting to ER; proteasome-mediated ubiquitin-dependent protein catabolic process
Cellular component (GO): cytoplasm; endoplasmic reticulum
Molecular function (GO): zinc ion binding
Source: RefSeq, a predicted model, not a curated record